AACAACACGGGGAAGAAAUUUCGUAACUCUUUGAAAGCGCGUUUGCGGUUUACGGUUUUCCUCCUCCGUCGUGUCCGAUUGUUCGAUGAAGAAGACUGUGGCUGCUGCCUUUUGAGACGUGUUUCAGGUUUCACAGUGCGUUUAAUUUUUGCUUAGAAUAAUCCGUGUAAAACUGAGUACGACAGCCGUCGGAUCUUAAGUGCAAGAACGUCAUCAUCUCGCGGUAGUGAAUUUGAUAUGCCCUGAAUAAUUGUGCGGAUUUUCACCGAAUCGUUCCAAAGUUCAGAGACGUAAAGUGUUUCCGUUCGAACGGUUUGAUUGUGUACGUGUGUGCGAAAUAUUCUCGACUCAUUAUUAUUGUUGCUGUUGCUAGUAGUGCUACUUGUACCAUCACGGUCGGAUAUUAUUUGUUCCGGAAGAAUUUCUGCAAAUUGCAAACCUAUCAUCGUCCGUACGGGAAGUGUUUACUGGCAGAAUCUAACCAAGGAUAAACGAGCUGAAUUUGCAAGUGGAUCAAUUGUGACAGCCGAUUGCCGCAAUCCAGUCAUCGCCAUCGAUUUAUUACUGAGGAAUAACAGCAAUUGAAUAUUUUCGCACAAGAAAAUAUUCAUUUUGUGAAUAACCGAAGAUGAUGAUCUAAACCCUAUUUCUGGUUCCGGAAAAGAACAGAUCACACGUCAUUCGACCCGAAAAUGCCAGCUCUCGCUGUAGACUGUCAGUUCGGAGAGCGCCAGUCACUCCACCACUUCUUUUCCCGCUGAGAAGCUGAACCCGGAGGCUGCACAAGCCGCACCAUAUUUGGAGCCCCCCAACCCGAAAAAGGACACCCCAUUUCACACACACCGGAUCUUGUAAAAUUCGCCACAAUGAUGAAGUCACCAACCGGAGAGGAAAAUGCACGAACCACGCCGCCAAGCAGCAAACAGCAACCGGAGCUGGCCAGCUCCGGGUCAGGACCGGCGGUGAUGGCUGCUCCUUCAACGAUGGCAUCCAUUUCGACACAAACUGGAAACGGAUCACGGAUGAACCCUCCACCACCACCACCACCUCUGGUGGUGGGAACCACACAAAAUCAACCACCAACGCCGUCAAGCAAUGGCGCCGGAUGUUUCAUUAAACCUUCACUUUCGCUCAAUUCCCUACCGCCGCAGGCGCCUCCCGAGGGUUCCGAAAUGGCCCAAAACCGACUGCGUAUCGAUCGACCCUACAGCAGCUUGAAGAAAAAACGCGAUUCCGAACGGGAACUGUGGCGCCGGUCGUGGGGCAGUGGCCACAGCCACAGCUCGUGCAGCCUGCAGAGCAGCACCGCGACCGGCAUCGGUAAGGACGAUUUUUGGGCGGCCCUCCAGACCAACUACAACUUCAUUAUGGACACCAAUCUGCUCGACAGCUGCCGGGAAGCUCGUGGCGAAAUCGAAGGUCCCGUAGUUCGAGCGGAGGAAGAUGACGUGGACUGUUGUCGGAAGGCUUUGUACAAUCCGUCCCCGAUGCAGACGUUCUACGGGGAUCCACGACUGCUGCGCCAGUGGAUACGGGAGAUGGAGAAACGGUUGUCGCGCGCAUCCUGCGCCUCCGUGACGGAGAUCAAAAAGAUGAAGACCGACCAGCUGCUGAAGCUGUCGGGAGAACAUUCGGAAAUCUACCGUGAAAUAAAAUCCAACUCGCGUGCUGUUGCGGCCUGUGUUCGUGCUUACGAGAAAAAAUCGGCCAAGGCGAGCAAAUUUUCCAGCAAUAUCUCCGGAGUCGCCAGCGUAGCCUCGUCGUCAUCGUCGACGGCCACCAGCAAUAAGAAAAAUAGCAACAACAACAAUAGCAAUAGCAGUAGCAGCACCGCCGGAGAGCAAACCGGGCCCGCUUCCGGUUCUGGAUCGCUGACACCGGAGGUUCCGGACACGGCACAACCCGGCCCAUCGACGUCGGCCUACUUUACGACAGCCGCCGGCUACGAACGCCCGCCCGAUCGGAGUUUCCCGGAGGAAAAGUUGUCUGCCGUCAAGCUCAGUGGCAAAGCGAAGGAGAAUAGCAUCGUCAAGGGACUUCAGCGGCGGUAUCUUUUGCUAUAUUUGAAGGCAUUCGAGUUUCAGCUGUUGCUGGAAGGAUUGUUGGAUAAUAAAAACUCGAGCUCUGAUAACAACGCCAGUCUCUCGGACACGGAUGAGGAGCCCGUCAAUAAGCUAGCACGCCUCAGCAAUUCCAAAUCGAAAUCGCCCGGCUCUUUGCAGAAUGACUGCUUGAGUGGCGAAGAAUGGGUUAAAGCCAAGAAGCUUUCAAACGCUGGUUUCGAUGCCGAUUCCGAGGGCAGCGACUGUGAAAUUGUGCCUAAAAUUAUCACCUACAACCAUCACCACCAGCAUCAUCCCGGUAGUCCCACGACGACUACGACGGCCACCACCAACACGCCGUCGAUACCUCCGCCACCUUCCACUGCUAAACUGUAUCUGCCGGAAGCAGUCACUGCGAAUCCUAUGAUGGAAACAGACAUUGGCGACCUAUCGACGAACACGAUUACCACCUCCAGUACCAGCAUCAGCAUUGCGGUGGACAGCACAACGACGACCUCGUCACCCGUCGAUGCUGCCGACAGCAAGAGUCUAAGCGAUGAUAUCAUUGAUGGCAUUAUCCGCGAGGCCACCAGCCAAGACCGUAUUAACAACAACAGUAGCAACAAAGAUGCUAGCAGCACCACUCAACAGCCGAGCAAAACAUCCUCCCCGAAGAACAAACAAAAGCGGAACAAAGCAAACGAUCUGUCCAAGUUCAACCGAUCGACCAGAAAGUCGAAAAACUGUGCCACAUUCUACUUUAAGCACUUGGACACCGAUUCGGAGCUGAACAAGGACUCGAGCGAACAGGUCAAGUCGGACGAAAGCUCGAGCUCCUCCGAAGGGGACGAAUGGGUGUACAACAAUGGCGAUGACGACGGUGCCAACCAGGAAGCGGAAAGCAGUCCGGACAGUGGUUCCGGCUCCGGUUCCGGUUCCAGUUCCGACCCAGCCGCUGCUAAACCACCAACCAGCACAAGCCGUGAAGUGAUCCCCCUCGGGGAGGAAGACGAGAAGGAAAACAAACCGGACCCUAGUGGUUUUGGUGGUGAAGAUAAGCCGAUCGGCGGCACUCUUCCGACCAUGGCCAUCAGCGCCAAGAAGGAACUGAAGUCAAAGAAAUGUUUGGACUUUUCGCAGGAAGUUCCCGGCUCCGGAAUGAAUCGAAUCGGUAGCCGAGCGCUGAUGAUGACUUCGAUUGGAAGUUUUGGCAAAAGUUCCGAUUCGGUGGACAGUGGCAGCAAGAGUGGAUCCCCGCUGGUCGCAAAGCAAUAUGCGACGAGUUCGAUUCAAAGGUUAGUGCUGCAUGCCGAAACGCUUGUGCGGGACGAAAUUUUCGCAAAGACACCCAAAACGGUUGUGAAGAACCCUCAUUAUCUGCACCACAACCAUCACCACCAUCACCAUCAUCUCCAUCACCACCAGAACCAUCAGCAUCAGCAACUGCAACUGCAGCAUCAGCUUCAGCAGCAUCAGCGCUAUCACGCUGCAACAACCGGCGGCGGUGUCGGCGGUGGCAGUAUUAGCAGCAACGUCAACCACAGUAUCGUGAGCAGUGCUGGCAAUCGGAAGGUGGAGAAAGUGAUGAGCAAUCUCAAGAUCAACCGGAUCGAGGAAUGGCUCGAAAAGCAGCCACUCGACGUCGCCGCCACGGCCCCGUUACUGCCCGGUUCCGGUCCCACAACUGAUUGCGAAGCAUCCGGCGAGUACACCGAUUCCGAUUCGAUCACCCGCGACACGGACAGCUCGGAAGGGUUAGCCAACUCCGUCGCUACCUGCUUGCAGGGUAACGACGCAGCAACGUCGCAGGAAAUGCUAACCGACAACGUGUACCCCUCGGAGAUGUCAACCGUGUCCAACGACGAAGUCGAAUCGAAGAACAAUUCCAACUCCAACCCGUCGCUGGUGAAGCGACGUGUCAACAAACCAACCGGUGAACGGCCUUGGUCGGUAUCCUGUAUUUCCCAGCUUAACACCUCGGCGGUUGAAAUAAAUCAGUAUGGCGAGCGGCUGGAGAAGCACCAGAACCAGCGGCUGAUGGCGAGUUUUUCGAUCAGCGAGUCGGCUCUGAAUACGAUGUCCGCCAUGCGGGGCACGAUGAAGCCGACUACGGCGACGACGGCCAGUGCCGCGGCGAUGAUGCUAGCGGCCACAAGCAGCAGCGGUGGGGGCAGCCAACAGCCGCUGAUGACGAAAAGCACCGACAGCAAAAGUUCACUGAAAAAACGAAAGCUACGCUCCAGGAGAAAGAAUCGCAUAGACGAGUCCGGAUCCGACGAGUCGCAGCCUCACACCCAGCAGUCUUCUGCAUUGCAUCUUCUGCAGCACUCGUUAAUUCUCCAGCACCAGCAGCAGCUGCUUCAACAGCAGCAACAACAACAACAACCAUUAAGAGAAAUUCAACUUUCAGCCGGAAGUAGCAGCGGCAGUGGUCGCCAGCAGCACCAGCACCAAUCCGGUGGCAAUCAUCGGGGAAGCCUGCUCAAGUCCGAGUCCUUCUCCGGUCGGAUUCGACUAUCGGACGACUUGGUCACGCUGUCGUCCCUGUCCGGCUCGUCUGGAUCCCGCAAAUCGUUCUCUGCCCGGCAGACGACGAGGGGAACGACCAUGACGACAAUGUUGGCCACGGUUACGACGAAGAAAUCGGCUCCGGAUAGCGAGGAGGACCAGAACCAACAGCAGCAGCAACAGUCGGCGGCAUCGAUGCCGAAGCCCAACUUCAAGAUCGGUUCCAGCGUAACGCGCGCUCGCUGUGGUAGUGUCAAUCUAGGAUCAUUAGCCGCGCUGGCUAAUUAUAAUCUAGAUGGGGUAGAGCGAGCCGGCGAAACGGAUCAGAAUGGCACAGGAACAGGCACGGAGGAGAUGAGUAGCUUCUCGGAGCAAGCAUGGGAUAACUACCAGGAGAAAUACAUGAGCGAACCGUACUCGGAGGAUCGCGACACGGACGCGGCACGGCGCCUGCUGGACUUCGGCGACGACUAUCGCAACUUCAUCGACUCGCAGUCCGACUGUGCGUCGUCCUCGCUAUCGGCAGCCAACAUGGACUCGCUGUCACCGCCACGCUUUCGCAAGAAUGACCCGCUCGGCAAGAGUUCGGAGCCGAGUGCGAACUCGCUGAACCGGCGGAAGCGACUGGACGAGUACCGGAUGGACGAUCGCUACAGUCACAACAUGAACUCCUGGUCCAGCAAGUCGGGCAGCCCGCCGCACCACUCGCUCGGGCUGGACAAAUCGCUGACGGCCCGCGGCAAGCAUCACGUGCUGUACGAAAGCCCGGAUCAGUCCGGUGCGAGCGGAACUGGCGGCGGUGGCGGCGGCCUGGGUAGCGGUCGCCGUCGGUCGCUGCGUUCCGUGGACAAGCACAAUAGCUUCCUGCGCUCGCUGUCGCACGAAACGAGCUCCAGCUCCAACAACGAGUUCGACGAGGACAUGGAAGCGGAAAUGAAGAAGCUGCUGAUCCAGAGCAAGCUGCGCUUCGCCAACACCGAAGCCCUCAAGGCCAAGUCGCACCUGCUCAAACCGGAGGACUAUGACGAAAUCAUCAAGACCUGCCGGGAGAACGUACGCUGUCUGGAAACGGUGCUGCUGUCCCAGCCGGGAACGGUUCUGACGGCGGCCAAGUGUCAGGAUUUACGAGAUACCGUCCUGUGCUGGGAGAAACUGCUGAGCUGGAGCGAACGGCGACAGAUAACGACCCAGUUCCAGACGGAAAUUCAAACCCUGAAGGAUGUGCUGGACGAGCUGGGCUGCAAGGCGUUCGAUUUCUCCUCCGAGGCACACAUUCAGCUUGCCAUCGACCAGCUGAAGAAUGAACGCAAGGUGCUGCAGAAUCAGCGCCCGAAAAUGCUGACGUUGAAUGCCACCGUCCACAACUGGGUUUCGGCUCAGGAAAUGCAACGAAAAGAGCUGCUGGACGUUUCCACCGUCGAUGCUCAGAUGGAGCAACUGAAUCGGGACAAAAACUUCGGCAAAUGUACCGAUCAAAAGUGCGGAGCCUGUUACGAUUGUCUGAACGAACUGCGGGAGGAUUGCACCAUCAACCGGGAGCUGAAGGACGGAAUCACCCAACUGUACGGUACCUGGGAUGAGGCCGAAUUGCGAAUAAGAAACCGCAUCGAGAACCUAACCAGUUCGAUGAUGACCUGGAAGCAGCUGGAGGAUGGUUUGAGUGAUUUCAAAGACAUCCUCGACCGAGAUCGUGGGAAACUUCAGGGGAUUGAGGGGGCCCUGCAAAGCGGGGCCGGAAGAACCGACGAAAUGGUCAAUAGUGUCAAGGAAGUUGUCAAAGCUCUGUCCGAGAAGGCUGAGCCGCUUUUUCAGGAGCAUAAUAGCCCCAUUCCGGUCAAUCUUAAGCUCUCGUCGAGUGGGUCUCUUUCUGAUAGUGGCAUUUCCGAUGGUGGUGGCAUGUCUGACGGCAGCCUUUCUGAGCGCGAGAAACGCUUGAGUGCACUGAAGCGGCUAGUCAAGCAGCUCGAGGUGGCCCUGGCACCGGGCAGCGAAGCCAUGCAGUGCAUCACCAAACGCCUGGAGAUGGCGGAGCACGAUCUGCGAUCGCUGCAGAAUACCUGCCGGAAGAUUAUCAUGAACGAAAAUGACGGCACGACGGGGGUUAUCCGAAAUGGGGACCUCGCCGUCGGGUCGUACGAGGAAACUAUUGGCAAUAACAACGACGCUAGCGUUAAGAAUAGGAACAAAAAUAAAAAUGGAAGCAAAAAGAACCGCCCGUCCAGUCCGGCUAAGUCACGCUCACCACCCUCGCUGGUCGAAACCGACUCGGAAGAAACCCACCACCAUCAGCAGCUGUAUGAGGAAGUACAAAAGGAUGGCCUGCUGGUCGCCGGCCAGCACAAUCAGCACCAGCACCAGCAGGAGCACUUCCAACGGGCAGCGGCGGCUGCCACGGCCGAACUCGGUCUGAUUCAGACCACCAAAAUGAAACUGUCCCAGAAUCGGUGGGUCUGGCGAAUCACCAAGAUUGCCGUGCCGGUGCAGUUGGCCCUGGUGCUGGUGAUGUGUGCCGCUUGCUUCUUCGAACCGCACUGUUGCGAUGCCCUGAACACCUAUUCGAUGAGCUUUACGCCCCAGUUGCGCUACAUUAAGGGUCCACCGCCGGUUUGAACUUAAAAAAAAGCGGACACUGAAACGUUAAACACAAAAAACAAACAAACACACAGACACACACAAGCAGGUUUUCCUUCGCGCAAAGUGAAGGGAACGUGAACUUUUUGUUUUCUUAUUUUUAUGCGGAUAAUUUUUUUAUAUCCUGGAGAUAUAGCAACUUGUGCAUUAGCUAGUGUUUAAGGAGAUAUCGUUUUUAUAUCAGAUCAUAUUUAUGAACAAACAAAACAACCAGAUUUAUUUUCUUUAUCGGCAUAGGUGUCGUAGAAGCACACACACCCAAACAGACACGAAGAUCGAACGAGAGUUGGAGUGCUCCCUACAACUGUGCAGCAGGUAAAUACAACCCUAUUUGUAUUCAUACUAUUUAUUAGUUGGUAAGAUAAAACCUUUGAGGGGAACAUAAAAAAUUUAAAAAAAAAGAGAGUAGAGAGCCAAGCCAUCCGGUCGUUGUCGUGUUGGCAAAAUUUAAUUUCACUAUCGGUAGAGAUAUCUAUUUUGUAAAGCUACAAAAAUAAAUGAAUGCUGCGAGUGAAGGAACCGACACAAAACGAACGUGCCUUCAGCGUAUGAAGCAAAACAGAAAAAAAACUUACCAUAGCGUUAAACUCUAGUAGCCUAGUAAGUGGGAUGGUCAACUAGAUCACACUUCGCUUUCAAAUAGCGGAAUACACGUUCCUGUCAAAUAACAAAAAAAAACUAGAGAAAAGAGCUACACUAACUACUUUUUUCCUACCAACUUAUUUUUCAAACAACCUAUAAAAUUAAUCUAAAUCUGUGCUAUGGUUUUUUUUGUGUAAGAAAUGUAGUACCAUUUUUGUUUAAAUUUUUCAACUUUCGGCAGUCAUUUUUGCCACCAACCACUGGUUAUCUGUACAUUUUUGGGAAUUCAUCGAGACCAUACCUAAUACCUUCUGUAGGGUUAAAACACAAAACUAUUCUCUAACAUUCUUCGAAACACACGUUCGUUCAAAAAACUGUUCAUUAAAUGGGACAUGAUAUCGAAGGUAACGCAUUUUUCGCGUGUUUGUCCCGUGUUUGAAAGCUACUAGCCCCCCUGUAUUCUUUUGAUUGAACGAAGAAGAUUAAAAAAACCUUAGCGGAAGAAAGAGACGUAGCAAGUGGAGAGGUAAACUACAUGAAAAUAAAUGUUUAUAUUUUUAAUCAA
Molecule: messenger RNA, 8328 nt
Organism: Sabethes cyaneus
Lineage: Eukaryota; Metazoa; Arthropoda; Insecta; Diptera; Culicidae
Gene: klar
Product: klarsicht protein
Exons: 17
Coding region: 867-7160 (2097 amino acids)
Cellular component (GO): membrane
Source: RefSeq, a predicted model, not a curated record